This is a messenger RNA of Schistosoma rodhaini, 720 nucleotides long. Lineage: Eukaryota; Metazoa; Platyhelminthes; Trematoda; Strigeidida; Schistosomatidae. The record is from the annotation of a GenBank genome assembly.
AUGGUAUAUCCAGGUUUCUGGUCGUUUCUGUUUUCUUUUUUAGAUUUAUUAUCGAUUCGAAAUACUCAAUUUAUUACACAGCGUGAUCCUUUCGUCACCACAGUUUCUGCGGUAAUCACUAAUGUUAGUCAAAAAUCAAGUAACAGAUAUGAGAUUCUCCUUUCAUCUGAUUGUGUCGCCAUACGGUCCAUUAUAAAUAUCACGGUAGAAGAUAAGGAUAAUAACAUAAGUUCAACCAUAUAUCUCAAUAAAACCUUACAAAAUAAUAUCAUUGUGAAUAGCACAUGUGAACAGAAAAGACAGGAUUUGUCAGUUUCAUGGUCGCCAAAUGUCAAUCUCUCAAACUGGAAACUUAUAUUUGUGUUUGAAGAGGAUUCUGAAAGAUAUGACCUGGAACGCAUAGGCAUUACUUACACAACAAUUAAAGGCAAUGAAAUUGAUGCUAAUACAGAUAGAGGUUUGUUCACUAUUCCUGUUGGUGGAUAUUAUGAAUGUGCCAGUCGUUUACAUAGAGAACUAUUCGUGGAAGAUAAUGCAUUUAGACUUGAAAAUCGUCGAGAAUUUAUGGGUCUUGCCAUAGAUUGUCCAUUGAGUAUCCUAUGGUUAAAGAAGGUUCCAGCAAUUGUAUGCAGCACCCUAAUUCUAAUAGGUGUUGCUAUUAUUUUAAUAUAUUUAUGCAGUCGUCUUAGCAGACGAUCAACAUAUGAGACAAUUAGAUAA